AUGACUUCCAUGGAGAUGUCCCUCGACGAUAUCAUCGCCGCCCGCCCAAAAACCAGUCGUCGCCCCUCCCAACGUGGCAAAGGCCGUGCCCAAAUCCUCGGCACUGCUGGCGUCAGCCCAGUUACCAAGGCUCGCGCAAAAGCGGCUGUUGCUGCAAAGACGGCUGCUGCCCCAGCUCAAACUACCGCCGAGAAAAUCAUUGUCUCCAACCUCCCGAGCGAUGUCAAUGAAAGCCAGGUCAAGGAACUCUUCCAGACCACCGUCGGCCCUCUUCGCGAAGUCACUCUUCAUUAUGACUCGGCUGGACGCUCCAAGGGUGUUGCCACUGUCGUCUUCUCCAAGAAAGGCGACGGUAACAAGGCGCACACCCAGUACAACAACCGACUCAUCGAUGGCAGACGGCCAAUGAAGAUCGAAAUUGUGAUGGACCCUGGCAAGGCACCUGCCCCAUCGCUCGCCUCGAGAGUGGCCCCGGCUCCGGCUGCAAAAGGCGCUGCAACGGCUGUUAGGACCCCAUCGACUCGUGGACGCGGAGCUAGACGUGGACGUGGCGGCGCUCGCCCCCCAAAGGCAGAAAGAACCCCCAAGACGGCUGCCGAUUUGGACGCUGAAAUGGAGGACUACACUGCGGCGACAACUGCACCUGCGGCGGCGGCGUGA
This is a messenger RNA of Mycena indigotica, 660 nucleotides long. Its product is annotated as RRM domain-containing protein. Gene Ontology annotation, molecular function: mRNA binding. Gene Ontology annotation, cellular component: nucleus. Bases 1 to 660 code for a protein of 219 amino acids. The transcript has 6 exons. Lineage: Eukaryota; Fungi; Basidiomycota; Agaricomycetes; Agaricales; Mycenaceae. The record is from RefSeq and is a predicted model, not a curated record. Gene Ontology annotation, biological process: mRNA export from nucleus.